AUCAGAGUCUCGGCAGGCUAGCAUUUUAAUCAAACUUGGAAAGUUUAACCAUUAGAUCACUAUGCCGAUGCUUUCAGAAGAAAUCCUGGCUUAAAAAACAAUAAACUCUGUAACCCUGACUCAAAGCUGCAACUGAUUAACCAACGGUGAAGACAGCCCACUAAAGGGGGUAAGACAGAGACGAGCUGCAAAUGUGCUUUUUGCCGGCUGAGAAUGGGCAAAGCAAAAGACUCUGCGGUGGAGGAGAGACCCCAAUGGGACAACAAGGCUCAGUACCUGCUAACAUGUAUUGGAUUUGCAGUGGGAAUCGGAAACCUCUGGCGUUUUCCUUACCUGUGCCAAAUCUAUGGAGGAGGUGCUUUCCUCAUCCCCUACCUGAUCGCUCUGGUGUUUGAGGGCCUCCCUCUGCUCCACCUGGAGCUGGCUAUAGGACAGAGGUUCCGCAUGGGCAGCAUCGGUGUCUGGAACUCCAUCUCUCCGUUCCUGGGUGGAGUCGGAAUUGCCUCCAUGUUGGUGUCAUUGCUGGUGUGCAUUUUCUACAAUACUCUUCUUGCCUGGGUGCUCUGGUACCUCUUUCACUCUUUCCAAAACCCGCUGCCGUGGAGCCAGUGUCCACUCAAUGAUAACCUCACAGAUUAUAAUACAGAGUGUGUGAAGAGCACUCCAGCAAACUACUUCUGGUACCGUGAGACCCUGAACAUCACAUCUGACAUCCAGACCAGCGGCUCCCUGCAAUGGUGGUUGGUCAUCUGUCUGGCCAGCGCCUGGUGCAUGGUCUACGUCUGCUUCAUCAAAGGCAUCGAGUCCAUGGGGAAGGCUAUGUAUGUGACAGUCCUCUUCCCUUACCUGGUGCUGACUAUCUUCCUGAUCCGUGCCCUCACUCUGCCUGGAGCUACUGUUGGACUGGUGUACCUCUUCACUCCUGAUUGGGAGAUACUGAAGAACCCUCAGGUGUGGCUGGACGCCGCCACCCAGAUCUUCUUCUCGCUCUCUGUGGCCUUUGGAGCACUGAUAGCUUUCUCCAGCUAUAAUACAGAGAAAAACAACUGUGAGAUGGAUGCUGUUCUAGUGGGAGUAAUAAAUAGCGCCACAUCUCUCUACGGCGCCAUUCCCAUCUUCGCCAUCCUGGGAUUUAAAGCCAACACCGCUUACAGCUCCUGUAUGAAGGAAAACAUCCUGGCUCUGACCAACCACUUUGAGCUUCCAGACCAGAACAUGACAGUGGAGAACUAUGAUCACUGGUUGGAGUAUCUAAAUCGUACAUCUCCAGGUGAGGUGGCCCGUGUGGACCUGAGGCCCUGUGACCUGCAGUCAUUUCUUGACCAGAGCGCUUCAGGUACCGGCCUGGCUUUCAUUGUGUUCAGCGAAGCAGUGGUAGCGAUGCCGGGUGCGCAGAUAUGGGCCAUACUGUUCUUCACCAUGCUCCUCAGCCUGGGUCUCUCCUCCAUGUUUGGCAACUUAGAGGCUGUCCUCACGCCCAUCAAAGACCUCAAAGUACUGCCCACGUGGAUCCCUGAUGCACUCGUAACAGGGGUGAUCUGCUUGGCAGCCUUCUCGAUGGCUCUGAUCUUCACAAUGGGUUCGGGGAACUACUGGGUGGAGAUCUUUAACAGCUACGUGGGCUCUGUGCCUCUGCUCAUCGUUGCAUUCUUUGAGAUUAUUGCAGUGAUUUAUGUCUACGGAAUGAAAAAUUUUAGUGAAGACAUCUACUUCAUGACUGGGAAGAGGCCCAACAUUUUCUGGAAGGCAUGCUGGAUGGUGAUCAGUCCUUUACUGCUCCUGGUGGUGUUGAUUGCCUACGUGAUCAUCCAGGCACAGAAACGCCCAACUUAUCCCACAUGGAACCCAGACUAUGAACUAUUCCCCAAAACUGAGGUGAAGCCUUACCCAGACUGGGUGUUUGCCAUAAUCGUCCUCCUCUCUGUAUUACCUGUGAUUCCUAUUCCUCUGGUGGCUCUCUACAGACUGAUCUGCUGUAGGAUCAAGAAGUCUUCUGCUCACACUGACCUAAAUCCCUCCUACAACGACGGCUUUGAGGUUGAAACACGGGAACAGAAGAACCAAAGAGCUUGAGAAAUCGUUCUACGGACAGCUGACAUAUAAUCAGUCAUGUUUUGCAUGAUUACAUUCAUCAGGAACUGACAACUGUGAACCUUAAUAACAAGAGGGGAUUUAUUUAACAUUGAAAGUCUUUGUUUUGUACAUUUUUUGUGUAUUGUACAUGAUGUAAAUUAUGACACUAAACAUCAAUGAAUGAGAUCCAAAGCUUCCUGCUCUCACUUAAAUUAUUAACACAACAGGAUGAGAGAACUUCUGGGAACUUAUUUACAUACGAAUUCUCUGCCAAGUGACGUCAUGUCUUCUUUGUGGAAAACUACCACAAAGUGUAAAUCAAAGUCCAGAGACACAAACGGCUGUGGGAUGAGGUGAGGUCUCGUACAGUAGCUGGAUGAUUUUCAAUCGUCUGUCUUUAUUGUGUUUAUGAUUAAAGGUUUAUCACGUGUUUUAUGACUGAGGAGUUUUUCUUUCUCUAAAAUCUUCCAUUACACUUUGGAACAGAUACACUACUUUUUUUUAAUGGCACACUGAAGAUCAGAUAACCAUUUUCAAACCUG
Messenger RNA from Anoplopoma fimbria (sablefish), 2615 nucleotides. Its product is annotated as inactive sodium-dependent neutral amino acid transporter B(0)AT3-like. Gene Ontology annotation, biological process: sodium ion transmembrane transport. The transcript has 12 exons. Gene Ontology annotation, cellular component: plasma membrane. NCBI's taxonomy places the organism in Eukaryota, Metazoa, Chordata, Actinopteri, Perciformes, Anoplopomatidae. The record is from RefSeq and is a predicted model, not a curated record. Bases 214 to 2073 code for a protein of 619 amino acids.